Molecule: messenger RNA, 1636 nt
Organism: Xiphophorus hellerii (green swordtail)
Lineage: Eukaryota; Metazoa; Chordata; Actinopteri; Cyprinodontiformes; Poeciliidae
Gene: acp5a
Product: acid phosphatase 5a, tartrate resistant
Exons: 6
Coding region: 103-1104 (333 amino acids)
Biological process (GO): bone resorption
Molecular function (GO): acid phosphatase activity
Source: RefSeq, a predicted model, not a curated record
GCAGCGUGGACUCCUGAAGCCUCUCCUCCAGGAGCGCUGAUAAAUAGCAGAGGAAGGGGGAGAAGUGUGAGGACGCAGUCAGCCAGAUCCCAUCUCCUCACAAUGGCAUUCGCUCUUUUAACCCUCCUGUCCGCUGUCGUCGGUGUGACCCUCUGCUAUCCUGCUGCUUUUGAAGACCUGGGGGGAAAUGGCAGCAACAGGACCUCCAUUAGGUUCCUGGCUUUAGGGGACUGGGGUGGACUCCCUUCCGCGCCUUAUGUCACGACUGUGCAGACAACUACAGCUCAGGAAAUGAGCAAAGUAGCAGAGCAGAUGGGCGCUGACUUUAUUCUGGCGCUUGGCGAUAACUUCUACUACAAGGGUGUGGAGAGUGUGGAUUCCCCACGGUUUCAGGAAACCUUUGAGUCUGUGUACACCUCAAAGUAUCUCAGAGUCCCUUGGUAUGUUGUGGCCGGUAAUCAUGACCAUGCAGGAAACGUCACAGCUCAGAUCGAGUACUCUCAAAGGUCCGACAGAUGGAAGUUUCCCUCUUAUUACUACGAGCUGAACUUCCACAUCCCCAACACGGGGAAGACGCUCACCAUCAUCAUGCUCGACACGGUGAUGCUCUGUGGACACUCCGACGACUUCACUGACGAGAAGCCCAGAGGCCCCCUGCGUGCGGUGGACGCCAACCGUCAGCUGGUCUGGCUGCAGGACCGGCUGGCCCGGUCCAAGGCGGACUUCCUGUUGGUGGCGGGCCACUAUCCGGUCUGGUCCGUGUCUGAGCACGGCCCCACAAAGUGCUUACUGAAAAAGCUUCGCCCUCUGCUCAUUAAACACAACGUGACCUCGUACCUGUGUGGACACGACCACAAUCUCCAGUAUCUUGAAGAGUCUGGUGUGGGCUAUGUAGUGAGUGGUGCUGGGAACUUUGUGGAUCCUGACUUCAGUCACUUUGACCACGUCCCCAAGGACUCUUUGAAGUAUUUCAAUGGCCAGGAAUCGACUCAGGGGGGCUUCGUUCAUGCGGAGGUCACAAACAGCGCGCUGUUCCUGACCUACUUCCAGUCUAAAGGCACGUCUCUGUUCCGCACCGUCCUUUCCCAGAGGAAGUUCGGGUAGACUUCCAACUGAGGCAAUCGUUUAUUGUAAAAAGUAUUAAUCUGUGGUGUUGAAUUAGUGACGUUUGAUUCUACUUUUAACUUUGCCACAAAAUUUUCAAUGCUUUUGAAUAUUUUUAAAGGAAUCAAAGUUUCAUCUGUGAAUUUAUUGUAAGCUAAAAUGUGUUUCAUAAAGCGUGGUGUCUCUUGUUUUGACAGCAGUUUCCAAAGACUUCCUUCAGAAACUGUAUGUUCAAGGGAUUUAUUGUAUAAUUUGUAAUAUCAAAUAAUGGCAGCAUAUUGGAUUAGUUUUCCUCCCAUUAGAUGUCGUACAUGGUAAUGCUGUUCUUUUCACUUGUUCACACAGGAAACUGUUCUGGUGUUUGAGUGAAAUUUAACACCACAGCUCCCUGGAAGGCUUUACUGUAUAGCCAUUUUAUUUUUUUCUGGAUGUCUGUACAAUUUCUUUGCAAUGGAUUUUCUUUUCCUAUGAAAUCAAUUCAAACCAUUUUCUUAACAUGUGAAAAUAAUCAAGUAAAUGUUUUAUAAAGUUU